AUGCCAGCAUUCUCGUUUCUUUGGCAGUCUGCGGUUCGUGUGGGCAGCGUCAAGAUGGCGCACAGGUGUCAAUGCGUCGAAGCCAUACAAAUCUGCCGCAUGCUUGAAGGCGAGCUCAGCAGGAACCGGAAUAGCACUUUUAUCGGCGUGGAUUAUCAACAAAUCGAGCGUCUGGCCUGCAGUGCGAUCAAUCAAGCUGUUGAUGCCGACAUCGAUGAGUCUGCAGUCAGCGUACAGUUCCCAUUCCAAGCCUUCCGAGAUGCUCUCACUCGUUACAACCUGGAAUUUGACGGGAGGCAGGCGACCGAGAGGAUGGAGGAUGCCAGGUUGCGGGACGAUGCCGCCACCAGAAGACAUUCGUCUCUGUGCGAGAAACUUGCCAAACACAGUGAUCAUCCUCGCCCCUUCUCGCCUUUGGUCGAAUUCUGCAUCGCGCCUGUGGAGCAAGAACAACGCCAAGCUUCUCUGCGCGAGGCUGUAGGGCUAACAUUUCAUGUUGACAAAACGACAGCGCUACCUGGGCUCUUAUUCCGUUUCCGAAGGAAGUAUGCAGGCUACCGACUGAACAGCAAAUCCAAGCUCCCGCCCGUUGCUUAUCCCGACUUCUAUGUGGAGUCGAAAUUGAUGAAUGUCAACGAGACCUUGGUCAGACCGGUCGACAGCGAGGAGCUGGCCCAGAGCAUCGAUUCUCGCGCUAAACUCUGGGUGUAUGGCGACUGUCUUGAAGGACACUAUGAGCUACAUCGACCGAUGAUCGGCGCAUCAGGUCGCGUCCGCUCCGUGAGUAUUGCCCCUACUCAUGGGAAGUCUGUACGGGUGUUCAAAGACAUGCGGGGACAACUGGCUUCAGAUCGUCUUCUACUUGAUCCCGACUUCUCGUCGCCAGGUAUCGUUCAAGGCGGUGACAGGCUCAAGACUGCCGGUCGUAUUUACGCCGAUGAAGGGCCGAGCGGUGCUCUCAUCCAGAUGCGACCCACGAAUGACAUGCCCAUUAUCAGCAACGUACAUCGUCGACUCGACGAAACCUCUUCCCCUCCCUUCAUCCCGCCAGUAGGGUCACUUCAUCGUUCGGAGUCGAUUUCCACCAAAAGCUCGGCAGUUACGACACUGCCUCUUCUUCCUCGCCCAAUUGAAUCUCCUGGGAUGCCGCCGACUCCGUCGCAGCCAAUGAUCUUGAAUAGUCUCUUACCGCUCAACUCCACCCCCGCCCCAACUCGGGCACACGCCCUGCGCGACUGUGACGACCGCCAUCCCUCUCUCGACGUACCGUUGCGUUCCUCUGAAAGGCGUGCCGCGGCUGCAGCACGGUCAUCAUCAUCUCGGCGCGUGCUAACACAGCCUAUGAGUCUGUUUUCGAAGGCUAGUCUGCAACACGCUAAUCCGACUGAUGAGGUGAAGGAAUCUUACUUUACGAAGCCGAAGGGGCCGGGGAAGGUGAAAGACUUGAUUGGGCUUUUCGAAGGCCUUCGUGGGCAGGCGAAUCGCCGGGGAGCGCAGGAACGCACCGAAGAGCGGCAUGCUAUCUCUAAAACGAAGAGCUAUAUUGCACGACGCUGA
Molecule: messenger RNA, 1557 nt
Organism: Peniophora sp. CBMAI 1063
Lineage: Eukaryota; Fungi; Basidiomycota; Agaricomycetes; Russulales; Peniophoraceae
Source: the annotation of a GenBank genome assembly